AGAGAGAGAGAGAGAGAGAGAGUGAGACGGGGGAAGGGAAUCUUCAAUUUUGGUGUUCAACUCCGUAAGUGUCUCUGAUUCGUGUGUGUGUGUGUGUGUGUGUGUGUGUGUGUGUGUGUGUGUUUGUGUGUUUGUGUUUGUUUAAGUGUGUCCAUUUUGGUGCGUACAGUUUAGGUGUAAUCCUAGACUUUUUCUCCAGUACUCUCUCUCUCUCUCUCUCUCUCUCUCUCUCUCUCUCUCUCUCUCUCUCUUCCAUCAUACUCAUCAUGAGAAAUCGUGUACUACUUUCGCUGGUAACUCUCCUCUCUCUUUCUCUCUCUACCGUAUCGACGAACUGGGAACGGCCACUUUCAUUGAGAGACGCCUGGCAAGCUUCGUCUCUGUCUAUACCCUGUACCACCGCGCCCUCUAAAAUUCAUGUCCCCAACUGGAUGAAGGAAAAAGAGGAGGUGCUGGUGGGCGAUGAAGAAGAAGAAGAGGGCGAGGAGUUUGAAGAAGAGGAAUUGAGCGAGACAUGGAAAGAAUUCGUUUCAUGGAAGACUUUCAAAGAAGAUUUUCAGCGUCAAGGAAAAGUAGGAAAAGCAAAGGGGAGAAACGAGAAGAAGGAAGAGAAGGAAAGAGAGGAUAGAAAGGAAGGGGAAGAGGAGGUGGUGACGAUAAAAAAUAAAGUAAAGAGUAGCGGAAAGGAAAAUGAUGACAUUAGAGGAAGGCACGACAAGAUCACAGUAAAGAAAAAGAAGGCAUUUGAAGAAGUGAAAGAAAAAGGAAAAGAUGAAGGAGGUAACGUCGAGCUAAUUUUCCAGCAUUAUGAAGACUAUUUGCAGGAUUUUGCUGCAGAGGAGGAGGAAGAGCAGGAGGAGGAGGAGGAGGAAGGAAGUUGAUAAGGAGGUGGAGAUGGAGGGAGAAGAGAACAUCAGCUCCAACUCUUCCCACUCCCUUGCACACUUCUUCCCCAAGUUCCUUCCGCCGAUUCUGAGUGAACAAGAUUUAAAAGAAAUCAGAUCACCUCUCUGCAGAAGCAAGGAACGAUACCUUCCACCUGAUUUAUUCCAUCUGGACACCUGCGCUCUCUGCUAUCACCACUUAGUCAACAAAGACGUCUUCGCGAGCAAGUGGAGGAUACAAAAGGUUGCGAGAAAAGCGCCUCUAGGAAGAAAGGAUAAUGGAACUAUGGGAGAGGGAGGAGGAGGAGGGGGAGGAGAACCACUGGAGAGGAAACAAACACGGCUGGAGGAGGCUUUUACCUUUCUCCUCCAUGUUUUGGUCGAUCCUGAUAAUGAAAAUGUGACUUUAGAGGCGCAGAUGUCCUCGAGUGCCUUGCUGGAGUCAUUCAAGGGCGAGGAGGGACGAGACAAGUGGAAGAAAUGUUGUAAGGAAGCUGUAUCGUGUUGUACGUGGAUGCUGUCCGCGUCAUGGCCUGCAGGGUUCUGCCCAAACACCUGGGAUACGUGGCAGUGCUGGCCCGCCUCCUCCCCUGGCACUGUAGCUCAGCGCCCCUGCCCUUCUUAUGUUUACUUCGAUAAGAAGCCUGCGUGUACUAAAAAGGCCACCAAAAGCUGCGAGAUGGACGGGAAGUGGAUGCGUCGUUUGCUGUCUGGUGGAGUGGUGGGGCCAGAGUGGAGUAAUUACAGUACUUGUAGUGUACAUGAAAACAUACACAGACGUCUACAUGUGCACAUAGCGGCGUACACUGUGUCUGUCUUCGCGCUGCUGCCCGCCCUAUGUAUAUUUUUCUGUUACAAGCAGCUGCGCGUUCCCCGGAUCACCUUACAUAAACAUCUGUUCCUAAGUCUACUGCUCAAUGCCGCAGGAGUCAUAGCACAGAGGCUAUUGCAGCUGCACUAUAGCCAGUGGAUAGAGAAGAGUCCCCUGUGGUGCGUGGCCCUCACUUUGAUCAACAGGUAUACGAGUCUCACUUGCUACAUGUGGUAUUUCUGCGAGGGCCUCUACCUUCACACCCUGCUUGUGUCUGCCUUCACGGAGCAGCGCAGCCUCCUCAUGUUCUACCUCAUCGGCUGGGGCCUCCCAGCGGUGGUGAUGGUGGUGUACGGGGGUUUGCGUUCCCUUCUACAGCUGGGGGACGAAAGGUGCUGGAUGUUACCUGCAGAUGGGGGGUUAAAUUGGCUAAUUAACCUGCCUCCCCUACUGGCUAUUUUGGCCAAUAUUGUAUUCUUGUUCAACAUCAUACGCAUUCUGGUGAGCAAAGUGAGAGCGGGGAGAGGAAGCGAGCCCAGCCAGUAUAGGAAGGCGGUGCGCGCUACCCUGAUGGUGGUGCCUUUGUUUGGCCUGCAGUACGUGGUGACCCUGUACAGAAUCCAGGAAAUGGGUUGUGACUGGCCCCAUGUCUACCAGCUUGCCAAUAACAUCAUAGAGGGAUCGACAGGGUGGUUAGUGGCAGUCAUCUUCUGCUAUACCAACGGGGAGGUACGCGCCUUGAUGGGUCGGUCAUGGGAGCGUUACAGGGAGCGCCGCGCCUCCCUUGCUUCAUCCAGACAAACGCCUCGUAGCCGUAGUUUUUCGACGGCACAAACCUCCCUUCUGGAGCCUCCGCCUAACUCACGCCAGCCAUUGGGCGCGCCAGGGUCUGGUGUACGAGCUGUCUUCACUAGAAGAGCAUCAAGAGGAGAGCGGGUGUCGAUAUCUCUGAAUGCUCCCCCACCAGGCAGGCCACCCACCCCUCCACCUCUCACUGAAGCUUCCUCCAAUGCUGAGAGGGAUGAGGGGGCGGUGCUUCCCCUUCUCCCUCCUGCUUUCUGAAUUAUUGUGGGUGAUAGGACACUGGAUGAUGUUCUGUAUAUAUGAAAUCUUCCGUGUGCAUGUGUGCAUGUGUGUGUGUGUGUGUGCAUGGAACUGUAUCUGUAGUCAAGUGUCGGAUAAUCUACGACACCACUGAGCUUCAUUGUGUCUCUCAAUCUGAAGUCUUCGGGUCUGCUGACAGUCUUACUAGAAAUAAAUGAAAUGUAUGAAGAAAUAAAGGAAAUAUGUAUAUAUUUAACUGGACAAACGAUACAUUCCUAACAGGUCAGAGGACACGCGACUGAAGAAAAUGCUCAACGCAAUGGAAGUGAGUGCUGUCUGUUACUUGACUGUUGACCGUGCCUGUAAAUGUAUUGAUGUCCAUGGUAUUCUUGUUUACACAUUGUACGCAUAUCUACAUGUGAAUCUUUCUUGGAUGUGUAAGUAAAUGUAAUGUAUACCAAAGGAAAGAAAAUAAAUAAGUGAAAAUUAUGAAUAA
Molecule: messenger RNA, 3235 nt
Organism: Portunus trituberculatus (swimming crab)
Lineage: Eukaryota; Metazoa; Arthropoda; Malacostraca; Decapoda; Portunidae
Product: calcitonin gene-related peptide type 1 receptor-like
Exons: 12
Coding region: 808-2757 (649 amino acids)
Biological process (GO): adenylate cyclase-modulating G protein-coupled receptor signaling pathway; cell surface receptor signaling pathway
Cellular component (GO): plasma membrane
Molecular function (GO): G protein-coupled peptide receptor activity
Source: RefSeq, a predicted model, not a curated record